Messenger RNA from Pochonia chlamydosporia 170, 2415 nucleotides. RefSeq names its product WD-repeat protein. Bases 1 to 2415 code for a protein of 804 amino acids. The transcript is spliced from 4 exons. The record is from RefSeq and is a predicted model, not a curated record. Lineage: Eukaryota; Fungi; Ascomycota; Sordariomycetes; Hypocreales; Clavicipitaceae.
AUGGGCGCGAAAGACCUUGGGAAAUCCUUUAGGAGCGGGUGGAAGAGCUUCCUCAGACGUAGUGCAGCGUCGCCGCCUCCCUCUCCCAGACGGCCCGCAGGUAUGUUGAAUCCGGACGCGGUCGACUUGACCAUUGCUGAGGCGAUGCGAGCUACAGAGGAGGGACUCAACGAGGCUCACCCGCCAGACGCAGCAUCUCUCGAAGGUGCAACCGAAUCGCCUAGCAACAAUGCACAGACACGAACUCAAUCGGUUCAACGUCAACCCGCAGACACUCCGCGGACCGAAUCAAUAGAGCAGCAGAGCACAGCCCUUUCCAAAUCCCAGGUACUCUGGAACGCCGCUUACGACAGUCUGGAAGAGGAUAAAGACACCGCAGAGCUUGUGUUUAUGAAGAAGCUGGUGGAGGAGGGCCAAGCGAAGAUUUCCACGCCGUCAAAUGUGACAAAGGGAGUGGGCGACGUUGCCCAGUUCAUUCUCUCGGCUAAGGGAAUGGUCGACGCAGCCAUCCAAAACAUCCCGCAGGCUGCACUUCCAUGGGCUGGAGUUUGCAUCGGAUUGCAGAUUCUUUUGAAUCCUGCCAAAGCGACAAAAUCUAAUCUUACUGGCAUCGCGCACGUCGUCUCUAGAAUGGACUGGUAUUGUGCCCUCACUGAACAUCUCCUGAACAAGGAUUAUAUCGACAGGUCUUUUCAAACACUCCUGCCCCAGCUGCAGGCGAAGAUCCUCGCGCUCUACAAGGCCCUCCUCCUGUAUCAGAUGAAAAGUGUCUGCUCGUACUACCGGCACCGCGGCCUCGUCUUUCUCCGCGGCCUUGCGAAUUGGGACAACUGGGACAGAGAUCUGAAGACCGUCACAGACGCGGAGGCUACCCUUCAGAGGGAUUCGGCACAGUACAACGAGCACCACGCGAAGAGGGCCUUAGCACAGCUUGUCGUGUGUGCCAAGGGAAUGGAGGAGCUGCUUGGCGACAUUUAUCAGACGCUUCGAGAAUUUUUAGCUCUCCAGAAGGAACUUCAGCUUGAUGACAUUGACAGACAAUGCCGCUGGGAUCUCCGCGUUGUCGAUCCGAAGGACGAUAUAAAGAAGAUAGCGAACAAGAAAGACACACUGCUCCCCGAUGCAUACGAGUGGGUAUUCGGCACAGAGCAGUUUGUGCGCUUCAGGCGAUGGAAUGACGACGACCUACCUGACCAAGAUCCAUGCCAGCUGCUAUGGAUAAAGGGACAUGCUGGUACGGGAAAGACGAUGCUCUUGAUUGGUAUCAUUCGCAGCCUUGAGAAGUGGCAAGAUUUCAGUGCGCCAGGCGUUUCCUGUUUCUUCUGCCAAGGUACAGAUGCAACUCUGAACAACGCAACCACCGCUUUGAGGUCCUUGGUCUGGAUGCUCCUGGUCGAGCAGCCGCAUCUCGUAUCACAUCUGCGCAAAAAGUAUAAAGACUCUGGUGCGGCUCUUUUCCGAGAUCCGAACACUUUUUUUGCACUCUCUGAAGGGUUUCUGAGUAUGCUAGACGAUCCCAAAUUCUCGCCCGUCCUCUUUGUGGUCGAUGCCCUUGAUGAGUGCGAUAAGACAAAACCCGGCUUGGAUGAAUUAAUUCAGCUCAUUUCAAAUUCUAUCAGUCGCUCCGAUAAGGUGAAAUGGCUACUCUCCAGCCGGCCGGAGAUCGAUGUGCUUGCCAAACUCAAGAACUUGAACAGAGACAGUCGGGACAUUUCAGAGAACCUAGUUGAACUGGAUGCGCAACGUCUGGCAGACCCCGUCGAUGCAUAUAUCAGCCACAAGCUCACCACCCUCAGGAGCAGAAGGGGAUAUGACAAGAGCAUUCUGGCUGAGAUCUCCGAUGAGAUCCGUAGACGAGCCAUGAACACCUUUUUAUGGGUAUCCCUCGCGUUCAAAGUUCUUGAAACAAUCCAUGGACGGAUUGAGAAAGUGGAAGAGAUAGACCCACAGGACUGCAAGAGAGUUCUGGUGUGCGCUACUCUUGCGUUCCGUCCGAUCACUCUCUCUGAGCUAGCCGCUCUGUCUGACAUGCCACACGAUAUUACAGUGAUGGCGAUUGAGUUAUGUGGCUCAUUCCUGGCAUCUAGGGAGGAAACAGUCUACCUAAUCCAUCAGUCUGCCAAGGACUAUCUAGACGAGAACUUCAAUGGUCGGCUUCAGCCUUCCGGAAUCGCCCAAGGACAUGCAGACAUCGGUAGGCGCUCCAUUGAUGCAAUGUCAUCAGUUCUGAAACAAAACAUGUAUGACCUCGAUUACGGCUUCAAACCGAAGGAUAUGAGACCCCCACAGCCAGACCCCCUGGCUUCAGUACGAUACUCCUGCGUCGAUAGACUGUCGCUGGCGUUGGAUUGUCGCCUUGAUUUGCCGCGGCCGCUUCCGACGUGUGGGCUCUCCAUGUGGCCUACGGCGCUUUGA